This is a messenger RNA of Pyrenophora tritici-repentis Pt-1C-BFP, 1110 nucleotides long. RefSeq names its product LeuB, Isocitrate-isopropylmalate dehydrogenase. The record is from RefSeq and is a predicted model, not a curated record. Lineage: Eukaryota; Fungi; Ascomycota; Dothideomycetes; Pleosporales; Pleosporaceae. Gene Ontology annotation, molecular function: NAD binding; magnesium ion binding; oxidoreductase activity, acting on the CH-OH group of donors, NAD or NADP as acceptor.
AUGUCGCCAAACACAACGAUUCGCACGCACUCUAUCGCGACAAUGGGAGCCGAUGGUAUCGGUCCGGAGGUCAUUAACGCAGGUGUCGAGGUAUUGAAAAAGUUGGCUCAAUUGGAUGGCACUUUCAAGCUACAAUUCGAGGAAUAUGACUGGAGUUCUGAAACAUACAAGAAAAAUGGACAGUAUAUUCCGGAUGGUGGGUUGGAGCAACUCAAAAAGCACGAUGCAAUUCUCUUUGGUGCCGUUGGCGCGCCAGACGUACCGGAUCAUAUCUCUCUUUGGGGCUUACGACUAGCUAUCUGUCAAACCUUCCAACAGUAUGCCAACGUCCGUCCCACAAAAAUCUUCCGUGGAACGUCUUCGCCUUUGCGCAACGCUGAGCACGGCGACUUGGACUGGGUUAUUGUGCGCGAGAACUCCGAAGGUGAGUAUGCUGGCCAGGGAGGUCGAUCCCACCGAGGUCAGCCAUGGGAAACUGCGACUGAAGUAUCCAUCUUCACACGCCAUGGUGUGGAACGGCUGAUCCGCUUCGCGUUUGAAACAGCACAACGGAGGCUAAGAAAGCACAUCACAAUUGUUACUAAAAGUAAUGCGCAACGCAACGGCAUGGUUAUGUGGGAUGAGAUUGCUGCUGAGGUGGCUAAGGACUUUCCUGAUGUGAAGAACGACAAGAUGCUCGUGGACGCUAUGACAUGUAGAAUGGUGCUGGACCCCAAGUCGUUGGAUACCAUUGUGGCGACGAACUUGCACGCGGACAUAUUGUCUGAUCUUGCGGCUGCCUUGGCUGGCUCCAUUGGUAUCGCUCCCACCAGCAACCUCGAUCCCACUCGCAAGAAUCCGUCCAUGUUCGAACCAAUCCAUGGUUCAGCAUUUGAUAUUACCGGAAAAGGCAUUGCAAACCCAGUAGGAACCUUCUGGACAGCAUCUGAGAUGCUAGCAUGGCUAGGCGAAGAAGAAGCUGCGAAGAAAUUGAUGGAGAGCGUCGAAACGAUCACAGAGCGCGGAAUUUCAACGCGCGAUCUAGGGGGGAAAGCAUCGACAAAAGAAGUCACUGAUGCAGUCUGUGAUGAGCUAGAGAGGAUAUACGACGGUGCUGGCGUGGGGAAGUGA